This is a messenger RNA of Drosophila kikkawai, 1752 nucleotides long. RefSeq names its product nicotinic Acetylcholine Receptor alpha7 (gene nAChRalpha7). The record is from RefSeq and is a predicted model, not a curated record. Gene Ontology annotation, cellular component: plasma membrane; neuron projection; synapse. Gene Ontology annotation, molecular function: acetylcholine-gated monoatomic cation-selective channel activity; transmembrane signaling receptor activity. Lineage: Eukaryota; Metazoa; Arthropoda; Insecta; Diptera; Drosophilidae. Gene Ontology annotation, biological process: nervous system process; monoatomic ion transmembrane transport; signal transduction.
AGCAGGAACAGCAGCCGGAGGAGUUAUGCGCUAGAGCAAAAGCCGACGCCAGGAGCAGUCGAUGAAUCGUUAGGACAAUCUAAUCUCAGCAUCAGUCACGAAACCACAAUGAGCUUCCUGCAGCCACAGCACGCACUGUCGAGGGCGAGGGUCCCUGUCCCUGCUGUUGGCGGCACCCUGCUGGUCUACGGCCUGGGGCUUCUAAUUAUGCUGCCAGCCUGCACGGCUGGCCCCCAUGAAAAGCGUUUGCUGCACGCCCUACUGGACAACUACAAUAGCUUGGAACGGCCGGUGGUCAAUGAAUCCGAUCCACUGCAACUGAGUUUCGGACUAACUCUCAUGCAGAUAAUCGAUGUGGAUGAAAAGAAUCAAUUGCUAAUAACAAAUAUUUGGCUGAAACUGGAAUGGAAUGACAUGAAUCUGCGCUGGAAUUCGAGUGAAUUUGGAGGCGUAAGGGACCUGCGGAUUCCGCCACAUAGGCUAUGGAAGCCGGAUGUGCUGAUGUACAACAGUGCCGAUGAGGGCUUUGACGGCACAUAUGCCACAAAUGUGGUGGUCCGCAAUAAUGGUAGCUGCCUGUACGUGCCACCGGGCAUUUUCAAAUCCACAUGCAAGAUAGACAUCACGUGGUUUCCAUUCGACGAUCAGAGAUGUGAAAUGAAGUUUGGCUCGUGGACCUAUGAUGGUUUUCAGUUGGACCUGCAGUUGCAGGACGAGGCAGGUGGCGACAUUUCAAGCUUUAUAACCAACGGCGAAUGGGACCUGUUAGGUGUGCCCGGUAAACGAAAUGAAAUCUACUAUAAUUGCUGCCCAGAACCUUAUAUUGACAUAACAUUCGCCAUUUUGAUAAGACGCAAAACUUUGUACUAUUUUUUCAAUCUGAUUGUGCCGUGCGUACUGAUCGCCUCCAUGGCACUGCUAGGGUUUACACUACCACCAGAUUCUGGUGAAAAGCUAUCGCUUGGAGUUACUAUUUUACUAUCGCUUACAGUCUUCCUUAACAUGGUGGCGGAAACAAUGCCGGCGACCUCCGAUGCAGUGCCGCUGCUCGGAACUUAUUUCAAUUGCAUUAUGUUUAUGGUGGCCUCAUCAGUUGUGUCAACCAUACUUAUCCUCAAUUAUCAUCAUAGAAAUCCAGAUACGCAUGAAAUGAGUGAAUGGAUAAGAGUAAUAUUCCUUUAUUGGUUACCUUGCAUAUUGCGCAUGCAAAGACCCGGACAGGUUGGCUAUGAAUGCCCGCCGCCGCCCUCUUCGUCGAGUUCAUCGAAUGCCGGCGACAAAAAGCAACAGAUACAGAACGUUGAGCUCAAGGAGAGAUCCUCGAAAUCCCUGCUGGCGAAUGUUUUAGAUAUAGACGAUGAUUUUCGCUGCAACCAUCGCUGUGCCAGCGCCACUUUGCCGCACCAGCCCACAUAUUUCAGGACGUUGUACAGGCAGGGGGAUGACGGCAGCGUGGGACCCGUGGGCCCCGUGGGACCUGUUGCCGAGGCGCGCAUGCACGAGGCCAUCUCUCACACCUGCCUGAGCUCCUCGGCUGAGUACGAGCUGGCGCUGAUACUCAAGGAACUCCGCUGGAUAACAGAUCAGCUUAAAAAGGAGGACGAGACGGGCGACAUAACACGAGAUUGGAAGUUUGCAGCCAUGGUCGUCGACCGCCUGUGCCUUAUUAUUUUCACGUUAUUUACUAUUAUUGCAACCCUAGCGGUACUCUUCUCAGCACCACAUUUCAUUUUCCCGUAAGUGGAAGCGGAA